UCUGAGGGGGGCCGAGGAGGGGGUGGGGUGUUGCAGAGAGAUUUCGGAGUUUCGGGUGGAUCGGAUCGACGGUCGAGGAUGCUGGCGGUGUUUGAUCGGACGGUGGCGAAGUGCCCCGAGGGGCUGGAGAACAUGGAAUCCGGGCCGGGGGAGAAGGGCGUCGGCGGAGUGGCCUCGCUGGUGGAGCACUUCUCGGCCACUCGCGAGGGGGCGGUGACCAUGAGACUCGGCUCUUCUGGCGCCAUGGCGUACACUACUGAGAAGCAGAACCCCCUUCUCCCCAGAUUAUUUGCUGCCGUGGAUGAUAUAUAUUGCUUGUUUCAAGGACACAUUGGGAAUAUUGCUCAUUUGAAACAACAGUAUGGAUUGAACAAGACUGCUAAUGAAGUUAUUAUUGUAAUUGAAGCUUACAGAUCUUUAAGGGACAGAGGACCUUAUCCUGCAGACCAAGUUGUGAGAGAUCUUAGUGGAAAAUUUGCAUUCAUUCUGUUUGAUUGCUCAGCAAAAUCCACCUUUAUUGCUGCUGAUGCUGAUGGUAGCGUUCCCUUUUACUGGGGAACUGAUUCAGGAGGCCAUCUUGUUCUUUCUGAUGAUGUGGAUGUCAUUAAAAAAGGCUGUGGGAAAUCAUUUGCAUCAUUCCCGAAAGGUUGCUUCUUCACAACCUCUGGGGGACUGCGGAGUUUUGAACAUCCCCUGAAUGAGGUGAAGCUCAUGCCCAGGGUUGACAGCAAAGGCGAGGUUUGCGGUGCUACAUAUGAGAUUGAUGCCCAAACUAAGAAGGAAUCAAGCAUGCCGAGGGUUGGCAGUGCUGCAAACUGGUCUUCUCACUACUAAUCUAUGAAGUACCAUUCAACUGGGCUUUUUAUGCUUUUGCGUUUCGUAAUAAUAAUGAUCUAUGCUUUGAUUUUCUGGAUCUUUAACAAAAUGUUUAAUGCAUAGAUGAGGACCUUAUUGCAAUAAAUUUUGGGCUUUACAUGAGUCCACUCUAUCCUUUGGAUCACUUAUCAUUCUCCCAUAUUCAUGUUGGAAAUGAAAAUGUUUAUUGAAGACUCUUACAACCA
Messenger RNA from Phoenix dactylifera (date palm), 1061 nucleotides. RefSeq names its product stem-specific protein TSJT1. The record is from RefSeq and is a predicted model, not a curated record. NCBI's taxonomy places the organism in Eukaryota, Viridiplantae, Streptophyta, Magnoliopsida, Arecales, Arecaceae.